GUGGCGCUGGGGCGGCCUCGCUCGGGCGCUGCGGGGCGCGGAGGCGGCGGCGGGAGCAGCGCGGGACAAUGGCGGCCUCUCCUCCGGCUCGCCCGCCGGGGCCCCGCGCCAGCCCGGCCUGGAGGGCGGCGCCGGCCCUCUUCCUGCUCCUGCUCUUCCCUCAGGCGGCGACGGCCUUACAGUGUGUUUGCCUUGUUUGUGCGAAAGAGAACUUUACAUGUACAACAGAUGGGCUCUGCAUUACUUCAGUGACACGGAACGGAGACAAAAUAAUCCGCAAUAGCAUGUGCAUAGCAGAAAUUGAUCUGAUUCCCAGAGACAGGCCGUUUAUUUGUGCUCCCUCAUCCACAAGUGAAGGCGUUACUACUGUGCCUCAUUGCUGUGACAAAGAUUUCUGCAAUAAAAUAGACCUUCCAAUUCCAACACCAGGUCCUGCACCAGGAAAGCUUGCUUCUAAUUUAGGACCAGUGGAAUUGGCUGCUGUGAUUGCUGGACCAGUCUGUUUUGUUUGCAUUUCACUCAUGUUGAUUCUGUAUAUCUGUCACAAUCGUACUGUCAUACACCAUCGUGUUCCAAGUGAAGAAGAUCCUUCCAUGGAUCGCCCCUUCAUAUCUGAGGGCACCACUUUAAAAGAUCUAAUUUAUGAUAUGACUACUUCAGGCUCUGGAUCAGGCUUACCGUUGCUUGUUCAAAGGACAAUUGCAAGAACAAUUGUACUUCAAGAAAGUAUUGGAAAGGGUCGCUUUGGAGAAGUCUGGCGAGGGAAAUGGAGAGGAGAAGAAGUUGCAGUGAAGAUUUUCUCCUCAAGAGAAGAGCGCUCCUGGUUUCGUGAAGCAGAAAUCUAUCAGACUGUUAUGCUACGCCAUGAAAAUAUUCUUGGGUUUAUAGCUGCAGACAAUAAAGACAACGGUACAUGGACACAGCUGUGGCUGGUGUCAGAUUACCAUGAACAUGGAUCGCUCUUUGAUUACCUGAACAGGUACACGGUUACUGUGGAAGGCAUGAUAAAACUAGCUUUGUCUACUGCCAGUGGACUCGCACAUCUUCACAUGGAAAUUGUUGGCACUCAAGGAAAACCAGCUAUAGCUCACAGAGAUUUGAAAUCAAAAAACAUAUUAGUAAAGAAAAAUGGAACAUGCUGUAUUGCAGAUCUAGGUCUGGCAGUAAGACACGAUUCAGCAACAGACACAAUAGAUAUUGCCCCAAACCAUAGAGUAGGAACAAAAAGGUACAUGGCCCCUGAAGUACUUGAUGACUCUAUAAAUAUGAAACAUUUUGAAUCUUUCAAAAGAGCAGAUAUUUAUGCAAUGGGGUUGGUGUUUUGGGAAAUAGCUCGCCGAUGUUCAAUCGGUGGUAUUCAUGAAGACUACCAGUUACCCUAUUAUGACCUGGUCCCUUCUGACCCUUCAGUUGAAGAAAUGAGGAAAGUUGUUUGUGAACAGAAGUUACGACCCAAUAUCCCAAACAGAUGGCAGAGCUGUGAGGCAUUACGAGUGAUGGCCAAAAUUAUGCGAGAAUGUUGGUAUGCCAAUGGUGCGGCCAGGCUAACAGCUUUACGCAUAAAGAAAACACUCUCACAGCUCAGCCAGCAAGAAGGCAUAAAAAUGUAAUUUGGGAGGUGCUACUGAAGGAAACUUUUAAAAGUCCACAUCUGCACCUAGUUUGUGCAUUGAGAAGGCUAAUUGUUCUACCUCACUGAGGGAACAGAAGGAUGUGGUUGCCUUUUCAUACAACAUAGGAAGAUCACUUAUUAGCCCAGGAUUUUUGUGGAUGUGGUCAAUAGUUGUACAUAUUCUUACUGUGCACUAUGAACACGUCUUUUUCCCCCCCAGGGCACUCAAAAACUUUUGUCUAGUCUAGCUUCAGUAAUAUGUAAAGGCGAAUGCCAGUCUCUGUUACUUGUGCAGAGAACAUGAAGAAUAUGUUUAAACUAACGGAGCUGGUGUACACUAUUUAUACAGUGCAUUGAAGGAUUUCUUGAAGUUUGUUUUGAAAAGCUACUUGCUUUGUUCGUGAUGGUACACUGUAUAUUCUUGGAUUCUUCUUCAGUUCAGAUGGUAUAUUGUUUUUUUUCCUGGCUACUAAGACUACAUCCUAUUGGACAUUUCUAUCAGGAUUUACAGACAUGACCUCAUUCAUCUGGAGGAACAUACACAACAUAUGCAAUUAUAUUUUGUAUACUAUAUCUGUUACUUUGCUUCAAAACAUGACAUGCCUUCAAAAUAGAUUGUACUGUACCAGUAAGUGCCACUUUUUAAUCUUAAUGCAAUUCAGUAGGGACAUACAAAAUCUUUGGUGCUUGUAUGAUGACCUUAAAUACCAUGAUUCCUAAAAGGGGAUUUCCUACUUGCAUAUGGAAUUCCUUUUUUUUUAUUACCAAAAACUCUCUUAAUUCUGUAGGAAUCUAAAUAGUAUACAAGUAAAUUCAAUAAUAUUGUCUCAGUUGUACAUCAGAAUGAGUUGUCAGUAACAGUUUUCAAUUAAAUUAAAACUAUUCCAAAAGUUCUAUGAAAUACUUUUAAAGAAAUUUUACCUCUGAUUCCACCUUGUUUCGGCAUAUACCUUACUUGCUUUCACAACAGUGCUUUGUUAAUAAAUCAGCUGUUUCCGUGCAUUUGCGAGGUUGAUCCCUGUAGGCAAACACAAUGUUGCAUGUGGUUAGCCUUGCUGGAUGCAAAAUUAGAUUUUUUCUAGUUUCUGGGGCUAUGUGGUAAUCUUGCUGGAUCAGAUCAAUAUGCAUAUCAAUUAACAUGAUUUGGCACUGCCAGGUUAGCGAUCUGUUUGGUGAGGUGCUGGGCCUGAAUUUGGGCCUCACUCCCUCUGUUGUUGGAGUCCAUUAUAGUUGCCAUCUGUCUGGGGUGGGGAGGAGAGCUUCGUUUGCCUCGUCUUUUUUUUUUUUUUACAGUCCGUUGGUUUUUUUGAAGGCCUCUUGCUUUGCAGCCUUUGUCUGUUACUAAACAGCAACUAGUAGUUGAUGUUUUCUCAGCAUAUCUGACACACAGAGUUAAUAAAAUUUGGAUCCCCAUUAAAUGGAUUUAUUUUCUGUAAAGAUGAAAAGCUCCAAGCAAGAAUACUUGCUGCUGAAUACUGAAAAAUAUGCAUAGUACUUACAUGUGAAGGUGUAACUUUGUUUAUUUGAUUUUGCACAUAUUAAGACUUGCACACACAUUUCAUUUAAGGAAAAAAACCUUAGUUUUAAUUUUUUUAAUAAGGUGGCAAGCAAGAGGAGUCUGAUAAGUUUGUCCUUAUUUAACCCAUGUAUGCAUUAAAAGUUAAAACUGUCCUGAACUGUAAUCAGUUUUGUAGAGAUGCAGGAUGGAAAUAUUUGCAGCUAUUGUUAAUCACCUCAACUGUUCAUAGUUCUCUCAAGCCAAAUUUGAUCUAUUUCAGUCUGUUAAACUUCCAUAGUUGUGAGAGUCGUAAAAGCAAAUCACUGCAAAGUGUCUCAGUGCAUAUUUAAUUGUGAAAUUAAUUUGAAUUCUUAAAAUACGCUUUGCAAAAUGCAAAUUUCAUAUCGUGAAAAUUGUACACAGCUGUUUGCGGCUGAGGCUGUGACAUAACUUGAACUUUAUUCAGGUUUUCCGUUGUUGCUUGGCAUUGUCUUACAAAUGAGUGUAUAUAUUACAUUGAAUUUUUAAAAUCUGUUGCCUGUGUAAAGUCAAAUAUAGGUCUUUUAUACGCUUA
Eublepharis macularius is the source of this 3684-nucleotide messenger RNA. RefSeq names its product transforming growth factor beta receptor 1 (gene TGFBR1). Gene Ontology annotation, biological process: heart development; cellular response to growth factor stimulus; nervous system development. The record is from RefSeq and is a predicted model, not a curated record. Gene Ontology annotation, cellular component: plasma membrane; activin receptor complex. The coding region runs from base 69 to 1610 and encodes 513 amino acids. The transcript has 9 exons. Gene Ontology annotation, molecular function: activin receptor activity, type I; transforming growth factor beta receptor activity, type I; SMAD binding. NCBI's taxonomy places the organism in Eukaryota, Metazoa, Chordata, Lepidosauria, Squamata, Eublepharidae.